Messenger RNA from Hyla sarda, 2310 nucleotides. RefSeq names its product N-acetylneuraminic acid phosphatase (gene NANP). The transcript is spliced from 6 exons. The record is from RefSeq and is a predicted model, not a curated record. Gene Ontology annotation, molecular function: hydrolase activity. The coding region runs from base 537 to 1262 and encodes 241 amino acids. NCBI's taxonomy places the organism in Eukaryota, Metazoa, Chordata, Amphibia, Anura, Hylidae.
AUCUAGGAGUCACAGACAUGAUGGGGGUGGGGAGCUCUUUUAUCCAGUCCCAUGACCAACUGUUGGGAAAAUUGCUUAGCAGGAGACUGCAACACAUGUGAUGAAUAUUAAGAUCUCCAUCUUUGUGACGGCUUCCCUUUCAUCAGAAGAAAACCCUGAGGAUUGCCAUAUAGGGGGAGAUUUAUCAAAACUUGUGCAGAGGAAAAGUCCAGUUGCCCAUAGCAACCAAUCAGAUCGCUGCUUUCAUUUUUUUAAAUUAGAGAAAGAAAACAAAUGUGCGCUCCUAGUGUCGAAGUAUUAGGAUGAAGACAGUCUUCUGUGCUCUCUUCUCUAAGCUUUCAAACAUGCAUGAUCACAAUGCAGGCAGCACCAUCUAGAGGUUGUAUGAAGGUAUCAUUUCUAUAUGGCGUCUCAUCUCUGGUACUGGGUCCAUCAGUUUGUGGACUGACCUUCAAUACAAAGCCCAGGGGGAUGAAGAAGAGCUCUUUCUGAUAAAUGAAAUUAACCAUCACGGAGCCAUUUUCCAGUUCACAGACAUGGUGCUGAACGGUAUUAAAGCAGUGUUUUUUGACUUGGACAACACAUUGAUUGACACAUCUGGAGCCAGCAAAAAAGCAAUGGAGAAGGUAUUUAAAUUGUUGAUAGAUAAAAGUCACUUUAGUGAAGAGGAGGCCGGCACUAUAUGUAACAAUUUCCAAACAAAACUUCUCCAUGAAGAUUUUGACUCCUCCAAAAUGACCAUCGAUGACCUCCGGGUUUCACACUUUGAAACAUCCAUGCAGGACAUAAGAUCUGGAGACCAUAGGGAUUUAGCCAAAGAAUGUUAUAAUCUGUGGAAAACAAUCCGUCUACAACUCAUGACACUGCCAGAAAGUACCAAAAACAUGCUGCGUGAACUCCGAAAGUCAGCCAGCUUGGUGCUGCUCACCAAUGGGAACAGACAGGUGCAGAGAGAGAAAAUCGAGGCCUGUGGUGUCAGCCCCUACUUUGAUGCAGUUGUGGUGGGAGGGGAACAUGCUGAAGAGAAGCCGGCACCGUCCAUUUUUCUUCAUUGCUGUGAGCUGGUGCAGGUAAAACCGGAGGACUGCGUAAUGGUAGGCGACAAUCUGGAUACAGAUAUUCUCGGAGGACUGAAUGCUGGACUCAAGGCAACCAUUUGGUUAAAUAAAAAUCCACAUCUAAACAGCGACCCCAAGCCCGCACCUCACUAUGUAAUUAACUGUAUUACUCGCCUUCCGGAGGUUCUACAGAAUUUACAGUAGCUUACAUACUAAAAUGGGGGCAAGUAGGUGUACACUUGAACAUCCUUAAAGGGGUGAUCUAAGAUUAGAUAGUCAGAGCCAAUUUCUUCCAAAAAACAGCACCACACUCGUUUUCAGGUUGUGUGGGGUAAGAACACACACAACCUAAGGACACGUGGUGCUGUUUCUACAAGAAAUAACCCCCUUUAAAGGGGUAUUCCGGGCAAAAACAUCAUAAGAUGUCUGAUCGCGGGGAACCCUCUGCUGAGACCCCCCACAAUCUCCCUGCAGCACCCGCAUUCUAUGCGGGGACUGUGUCUCUAGUUUCGGGUUUCCAGGACUGGGGACCCUUUGGAUAGGGGAUUAAAUGUUUUUGCCUGGAAUACCCCUUUAAGUUAUCCAGGAAAUGUUGACAUAUCCUAGGGACAUGUAAAAAGCUUUUAACGACCUGGGACUGAGAGUGCAGAGCCCGCUUCUCUCUGUUCUAUGUCCUACUGAAGGGAACAAAACUGUUGAAAAGUCAAAGUUUAGCAAUAAAAGACAGUUUUAUACGGAAUGGUAGAUCCCAGAUUAUUGAAAAACAAAAAGGACCUGUCUCCACUCUUGAAAAGAACCAGUACUAGUAGAUACUAUUUCCGGCAGCUUCCAUAGAGAAUGAAUAUGGCAUGACCACUCCAUUAUAACAAGAGACUCCAGUCCCUGUUAUGGAGAUUGCAGGGGGGCCCCAGCGAUCACUGUGAUCAGAUAGUUAUCUUGUCAAUAGGGGAUAACUUUGCCAGUUAGAAUAAAUCUUUAGGGUCUAUUCACACGUACAGUAUCCUGCGCAUAUUUGAUUUUAUGCUUCAGAUUUCAGUGCAAACUAAAUAACUGUACAGAGUAUCAAAUCUGCAGCUUCAAAUCCUGUGCAUCAAAUAUGGCCAGGAUACUGUACGUGUGAAUACGUGAAUGGGGUGAGUGUUGUUUUAUCAGAUCAGAACUGGGACUUUUACAUAAGUACUUGCUAGUAGAGAUGAGCGAAUUUACAGUAAAUUUGAUUCAUCACGAACUUCUCGGCUCGGCAGUUGAUGAC